AUGGACGUCUCCAACAACCGCCUCUUCCGAUGGUCCAAGCCUGAAUGGCUCAACAACUCCGCCGUCCGCAAUGCAGGCGUCUACACCUCCGGCGCACUGUUCUCCCUAGGCUUCUUCUUCCUCAUCGACGCGGCCGCCUUCUCGCACAGCGCCAAGAACGGCUCCAACGUGCACGUGAAAUUCGUCGACUGGAUCCCCGGCAUCUGCUCGGCGCUGGGGAUGCUGGUAAUUAAUUCGAUCGAGAAGUCUCGGCUACAUGCGGAUAGCUUCAGUUACAGCGGGAGUGGGGUCGCGUGGAAGGCGCGGUUUGUCUUGUUUCUGGGGUUCGCGCUGUUGGCCGGGGGGCUGGCGGGGAGUGUGACGGUCAUGGUACUCAAGUAUCUGAUCAAGUCGUACCCGUUUCCCACCUUGUAUUUUGGAAUCGCCAAUGUCAUUGCUAAUGGGUUGGUGAUGUUGAGUUCGGUGGUGCUCUGGGUUUCGCAGAAUAUUGAGGAUGAUUAUACCUACAAUCUGGCUCUAUGA
This is a messenger RNA of Aspergillus aculeatus ATCC 16872, 522 nucleotides long. RefSeq names its product UPF0220 family protein. Gene Ontology annotation, biological process: protein targeting to vacuole; late endosome to vacuole transport via multivesicular body sorting pathway. The transcript has 4 exons. NCBI's taxonomy places the organism in Eukaryota, Fungi, Ascomycota, Eurotiomycetes, Eurotiales, Aspergillaceae. Gene Ontology annotation, cellular component: Vps55/Vps68 complex; fungal-type vacuole membrane. The record is from RefSeq and is a predicted model, not a curated record. The coding region runs from base 1 to 522 and encodes 173 amino acids.